UCACCUUCAAUGCAUUUCCACCAGCUCAACUUCCAGGCUGAAUCGUUUCUCCCAAACUCAGCAGCCUGCGCUGUUGCUAUGAUCAUCCAGACAUCUGUGCUUCUUAUUUAUCUUACGAACCAGUGAUGACCCGGAUUAUCUCCACCAAUGCUUCGGAGUAAAUGGCUGCGCCUCCAUCCAGAGAUGACAGUCGUAUCAUCAUCCACUUUGAUUAUGACUGCUUCUACGCCUCCGUCUUCGAAGCCGAACAGCCUGUCUUGAAAUCCCUCCCCCUCGCGGUCCAGCAGAAACAGAUUGUCGUGACUUGCAACUAUGAAGCCCGACGACGGGGAUUACGCAAACUCCAACUCAUCAAGGAGGCAAAGCAAACCUGUCCAGAUCUGGUCAUUGUCCUGGGAGAAGAUCUAACCAGAUUUCGGGAUGCUUCCAAAGAUCUUUAUCUCUUCCUUCGGGCAUUUGUCUGGGGCGGAAGAGUUGAGAAAUUGGGCUUUGAUGAGCUUUUCCUGGACACUACAGAGAUGAUCGAGUACAAUGUCGACGUGCUGAAUCGUAACGACUUGGCCAACUCGUUUUUCCAUCUUGACCGCCAGGACCCUACGGUCGGCUUCUUAUAUGAUGCGACCACUUUCCAUGGUCCCACCUAUCCGCCAGAUCCCGACGUCGUAGAACCAUCUUCCAAGGCGCAGCCUGGCUCGGAUCGCCUGUGCAUCCGCCUUCUUGUUGCCUCUCAUUUGGCGGGAUACCUUCGCAGUCAGCUUGAGUAUCUCAAAGGCUACACUGCCUCAGUGGGCAUAUCCACUUCCAAAUUGCUCUCAAAGCUAGCAGGAAAUGUCCAUAAACCCAAUAGUCUCACCACCCUGCUUCCACCUUAUGUUCCAGGGGAGCAAGGCGCAGUGAGCAAUGUAACCAAAUUCCUGGAUGACCACGAAAUCCGCAAGAUUCCCGGGAUUGGCUCCAAGCUUGCCAACAAACUCAAGACUCACAUCCUUGGGACCGACGCUGGCUCGGAUGACAAGAUCACCGUGCAAGAUGUUCGUCUGUUUCCUGGAAUAGGUCCUGCCCUGUUGGAAAAGAUCCUUGGUGGGCCUGGAUCUCCCAGAGGCAUUGGUUUACGAGUAUGGGGGCUGAUCCAUGGUGUUGAUACUUCAGAGGUCUCAGAAGCGAGAGACUUGCCAACGCAGAUCAGUAUAGAAGACUCCUAUGGCUGCCUGGACAGCCUUGAAGGUGUCAAGAAAGAGCUGGUCGCGUUAUCGGCGAGCUUAAUCCGUCGAAUGCGCACAGAUUUGACCGAGUUGGAUCACGAAUCUGAUCAGGCUAUUUCCAAGCCUCGCUGGCUUGCUCAUCCCAAGACACUGCGCCUAUCUACACGGCCCAGGUCUCUUCCCACGGACGGAGGGCGCAGUCGCAGUUAUAACAACCGAAUCUCUCGCUCUGCGCCUCUUCCGCAGUAUGUGUUUAAUCUCGACGAUAACGUAGAGGCACUGGCCGAGAAGCUAGUGCAGGAGCAUGCUCUCUCCAUGUUCCGCACGCUUCAUCCCGAGAAGUCUGGAUGGAAUUUGAGCCUCUUGAAUAUCGCCGUGACCAACAUGGUGGAGAGUGCCGGCGAGCAGAAGAAGAGCAGUGGUCGGGACAUCCAGAAGAUGUUUCGAAACCAAGAGACAGUGCUUAAAGAUUGGAAAGUGCCCGAGACUGACGUGCGAUCUACAGACAUGCCAGAUGCGGUAGAUCAUCCGUCCAGCAGUGUAGAAGAAUCUUCAGCGACACCACUGGCCACUCAUGACGCUCCCGAGAAUGCAUGGGAAGACAGCGACGAGGAAGAGACCAUGCCCAGCGUGGCCUGUGGAAGUUGUGGCGUCUUGAUCCCUCAUUUUGCACUGGUUGCGCAUGAAAUGUAUCAUUCCGCGACUGAUUGAUGUGGAAUGUAUUGGUAUGAAACUGUACAACUAGACAGAGUUUUACAUGCUCUGCAACCUGCAUCAAUAAUAAAUCAUUAGACUUCAUAAGCUGAAAUAAUAAUAAGAAGAAGAAGAAGAAGAAUAAUAAUAAUAAUAACCGCCCUGCUGAUCUUUCUUGGAGACCCUGAG
This is a messenger RNA of Aspergillus wentii DTO 134E9, 2084 nucleotides long. Its product is annotated as putative DNA polymerase iota. The record is from RefSeq and is a predicted model, not a curated record. The transcript is spliced from 3 exons. The coding region runs from base 162 to 1913 and encodes 583 amino acids. Lineage: Eukaryota; Fungi; Ascomycota; Eurotiomycetes; Eurotiales; Aspergillaceae. Gene Ontology annotation, biological process: translesion synthesis. Gene Ontology annotation, molecular function: DNA-directed DNA polymerase activity; damaged DNA binding.